AUGAAUACAAUCGUCCUCGGUACCCCUCGCCCAAAGGUUACUCAACGUCUAAGGCACAUACACCCCUUUUGCCCGCCUCUUAGAGCCCCUACUGACGCCCCCAGGCCACCCCUCGGCGAAUCCGCUACUGCUGGCAAUCGAGGCCGCAAGCGAGCCCAACAGCUACCUACUACUGGCCAUAAACGCGCUGAAAGGCUCUUUAAAAGAGCCCGAACGGAUACGUCCUCCCCUACAGAUUCCUCCCAAGCCAGCGGUGGUGCCUUCCAACCCAGCGAUGCUACCUCCCAAGACGCGUCUUCCUCCCCUAUCCGUUCUUCAUCACCCUAUUUUAAAGCCUCUCAACGCGUGUUAGAUCCUAAACAUCGUCAAGAAGAAGCUCCUAAACGAGAGGAAGAUACUAUCGAAGACCCUCUAUUACGAGACCUACCACCAGACUUCUUUAACAACGACUCUUUCGACAGCCCACGACCUUCCAACCCACCUUCCAGCCCUUAUUUGGGUCCUACUCAGCCUCCAGCAAGGCUCGCCAGCUACACCGCGCGUCACCCAUAUACCACAGAGCCUACACGGCAUAAUUUAAGUCCCAUAAACCAGAUUUGCGACAGCUACGGCGCGGCGUCAUAA
Molecule: messenger RNA, 624 nt
Organism: Letharia columbiana
Lineage: Eukaryota; Fungi; Ascomycota; Lecanoromycetes; Lecanorales; Parmeliaceae
Exons: 1
Coding region: 1-624 (207 amino acids)
Source: RefSeq, a predicted model, not a curated record